UGAUGAGAAGAAUUGUAGAUACGGCAUCCAAGAGGUCCCCAAAGAGGUCGGCAGCGGAUUGUACUGCGUCGCAGUGCACGUAUGUGGCGAAGAGGAAUCCUUGACUGACGACUGGAGCCACUGUCAGUCAGAACACCUGUUUCCUUGUUGGUUGCCACUUCAUGCAGGACGUGAAGAUCAAGAUCCCCGUCGGCAAGGAAUACGUCAUUUCAACGCACCGGGUUGGGGAGGCAUACUUCAUUGCAAACGGAUUCGUGGAUUCAGUCCACAUCAAAUACAGCGAGGAAGAAGAAAAAACCUACUGGUUCAAGUGGCUUAGUAGAGCGACACACAUGCACAGCCACUGAGAGACACUGAAGACGAUAUGUGGAUGUGCACACAUGCACACCGCAGGCGCUGCGGCGUGGAAGUCCACCCCAAACCCUAAGUCCACCCGCGCCUUCGUUGAAACAGGUACAAGGCCGACAAAUGGAGGGCGCUCGAGUGGUAUACGCUGUUUGUGUGUGUCCGUGGCCCAUACAGGUGCAUCUGCUGAGUUGUCGUCUGCUGCCCGUCUGCGGCUUUCGCUGGUCCAGCAGAAGAUGCAGCACGGCAAGGCCAUGUACAAGGCCGCCAUAGCAAUGCACGAGGCCGCCAUAGCGACGCACGCGGCCGCCAUUGACAUCAUCGAGACCGCCGAGCGCCAGCUGGGCGCCAUCGACACGGGGGCCAACGGAGGCGCAUUCAUCCAACACACACAGCAGACCGAAGGUAUAUAAAGCCACUCAUCUUGACGCCACAUGCAUGUGGAUAUGCACUUACUUACGGGCUGCCUGUGUGUGUGUGUGCAGGUAACGCGCAAGCAGUUUAAGAUCAAGGAGCACUGCAAAGCUCCCUCUGCCUCCAGUGUGGGCGCCCAAUGCACACAUUCGAUCGUGCGACUACAUGAAAGGAUGCUUCUGUGACGAAUACUACCCUUAGCUCGCUACCGGAAGGAGAGGAAUGGUAACACGACCAUAGGGACCAACCAUUGUAUGUGGGUAUCUAUGGGACACACACAGGGGUGGGUGCCAUGAAAGGGGUCCGUCCGUCCGUCCAUCCAUGGGCGACCUUGUUUUCUUCGCUCUGUGUGUGUGUGUGGGGGGGGGGGGGGGGGC
This is a messenger RNA of Vitrella brassicaformis, 1136 nucleotides long. NCBI's taxonomy places the organism in Eukaryota, Vitrellaceae. The record is from the annotation of a GenBank genome assembly.